This is a messenger RNA of Oncorhynchus nerka (sockeye salmon), 11196 nucleotides long. Its product is annotated as zinc finger homeobox protein 4-like. Gene Ontology annotation, molecular function: DNA-binding transcription factor activity, RNA polymerase II-specific; RNA polymerase II cis-regulatory region sequence-specific DNA binding. Lineage: Eukaryota; Metazoa; Chordata; Actinopteri; Salmoniformes; Salmonidae. The record is from RefSeq and is a predicted model, not a curated record. Gene Ontology annotation, cellular component: nucleus. Gene Ontology annotation, biological process: regulation of transcription by RNA polymerase II.
UCUACCUCUCCCCCGCUCACAACCCUCCGUCUCUCUGUUUACUGUAGAUAUAGCUUUAAGAAGACGAUUUUAGGAACACAGAGAGGAGGACUGUGUUAUGCUGCUCUCUCUGCGGCUGGCCUCUCCUGUACGCUCUCUGGUCCAAAGGGAAUAUGUGGAUGUUCAGUAGACCCGCUAUUUGACUGGAUUACUACAGAUACAGAUACAGUCCAAGGAGUCCAGAGACGCCGCCGCCACAGCCGCACAGAUGUGGGGUAGUGAUGCAUGGCUGCUGUAGGAGCCAUUAUGGACAUCGGUGAGGGAGGGAGAGGAAGGGAUGGAGGGAGAGAGGGAGGAGAACCUGACAUCAGCACCAAGCCAUUAUCUCAUCCUCUCCUGACCCCGGAAGUGGUUCCUUCUAAGGGGUCGCCCUCUCGUACCUCAGCCCCGGCCCCUGCCAAAGAGCCCUCCAACCUGACCCAGACAGAGCAAGGGGGUGCAGAGGGGACCGCAGGCAGAGAGGAGACCCCAGAAGGGGAGCGGGGUAUAUACUCACAGAAUAAUGGUGUGACACUGAAAGAAGAGCAAGAGAAGGAAGAGAAGCUAAAUGAGAAGAAGGAGAAAGAAAGAUUGUUACUGGUGGACGACAGAGAGGAAACGGGAAGAAAAAACCUUGCACCAGCCCUCAGCAGCAAAGACAGAGGAGAAGAGGAAAAAGAGAAGGAAGAGGAGAGAGAAGAGGCCAUCUCAAACCAAAGCCAAACCAAAUCCAAAUGUAGUAUAUUACCUCGACAGAGCCAGCACAGCUCUGCUUCCAGCACUGUUAUGGCCAGUGGCACAUUGAACAGCAACAUCCACAUCACUGCUUCCAAUUCUCCAAAGCACUCUACCUCUCCUUCUACCUGUCCAAAGCUCACAUUAUCACCUUCCAAUUCUCCAAAGCACUCUACCUCUCCUUUCACCUCUCCAAAGCGCUCCAGCUUUUUCCCCUCCUCUCCUUAUCCUCAGAAUGAGACAGAGGUGAGAGACACAGGAGAAGUGCAGGGCAAUAGUCCUUGUUUUCCUCUGAGCUUUAAACCCCAGCAGUCUGCUCUGUCUAAGUCCACCAGCCCACCCGCUAAGGAUGAUGGUAGGGCAGACGCCACUCACACUUCCCUUAUUGCCAAUGGAGACACCGCCAAAGUUCCAAAACCAAACAACAACCCAGAAGUGAGAGAUGGAGAUAGAGAGAUGGAAAUAGAAAGAGAUGAUGAUGAGGGAAAUGGAGAGAAGGAACGAGAGGGAGAUGAGAACAUAGAGACUGUAUCUAAGUACCUCCACUCCUCUCCCUCCUCUUCCUCCUCACCCUCCUCUCCCGUCUCACUGAACAGUCACAUGGCAUUGAUGCACUCCCGGAACUCCUGCAAGACACUUAAAUGCCCCAAAUGUAACUGGCAUUACAAAUCCCAGCAGACACUGCAAGUCCACCUCAGAGAAAAACACCCAGAGUCUGGGGGCUCAUGUGUGUGUGGGGGCUUGGGGGAGAAUUGUGUUUGUGGAGGGUCAAGGGGUGUGUGUCUGUACUGUAGCACAGGGAAGGCCCAUCCUCGUCUAUCCCGAGGGGAGAGUUAUGUCUGUGGGUACAAGCCCUAUCGUUGUGGUGUGUGUGAUUACGCAACGUCCUCUAAAGGAAACCUCAGCAUACACAUGCAGUCAGACAAACACCUCAGCAACGUACAGACAGCGGGACAAACACAACAUGCGCACAGCACACACACACACUCCACACACAGCGCGGGCUCCACUGUCAGAGACACGACAGGCGGUCAGGUGUACGGACACACACACCCCGAAGUCACGCAGCCCCCUGAAAACACACCGCCCUACCCCAGCCAUCCCUCCUCCCAGGGUAAGAGGUGGCGGUGUGAGGUGUGUGAUUAUGAGACCAGCAUUGCGCGGAACCUGCGCAUACACACCACCAGCGAGAAACACACACAAAAUGUGCUGCGCCUGAAACACACACACAACGUACUGCAGCUGCAGAGAAGCUACUACCUGGCCCACUGCAGGAGUCUGCCUCCUCAUCUCACACUGCUACACAGCACAGGUGGGGAGCAGUCUUUGGAUAUUCAUCAACUAACAGCAGAGGAGCCAGUUGCCCCAGAUUCAACCCUGACCCCCUCCCCCUCUCCUCCUCCCUCCUCCUCACCAUCCCCUUCUCCAUCUCCCUCUCCCCCUUCUCCCCUGUCUCUCUCCCCCUCUCCCCCUCCUCCCCUGUCUCUCUCCUCCUCAUCUCCCCUCUACCGUGGUGUGUUCCGGUGCCUGGUGUGUUUCAGUUUCUCCUCUGACAGUCUGGAGUCUCUUGGGUCUCACCUAAGUGCCCCCCGCUCCCUGCCCCAGUCUGAGUGGCGUUGUCUGGUGGCCGGAGGCUGCUAUUGCAGGCUGUGUGGCUACAGCACCCCCCUCACAGCUAACUUCACCUUGCACUGCCAGACAGACAGACACAGGGCCCGCUACCAGCUGGCUGCCCACCUCUGGGAGAGAGGGGAGAAGGGGGAGGCUGUGGACUGGGAGGAAGUUGGGAAGUUGGUUGCUACAGGCAACCUGGUCCAGCUGAAGUGUAACGUGUGUGACUUCCAGACCACCAGCUUGGAGAAACUGAGAAUACACAGCGUCAACUCCCAACACCAGGCCAGCCUCAGAGUCUACAUGUUCUUAGAGCAGUAUGACAAUGCAGUAGCUGGAGGCUCCUGGUCGUUCCACUGUGUCUUGUGUAAUUACUCCUCCCGCUCUAAACUCCACCUACUGAGACACACCCACUCCACAGGUCAUCAUAAGAGGGAGGAGCUUCACAGCUUGCAGCUUGUGAAAAGGAGGAGCCUGAAUAAAGGAGAGGAUCUAGCUGCCAUCUUCAGCAUCAGGAAGUGUACCAGUCCUGAGAUAGAUGAAAGCAGUGAGGAGGGGGAGAGGAGAGAUUCCUUAUCCCCAGCCAAGCGAUCAUUCUCUUGGCUGGAGGAGACACAGAGCCCCCUCUCUCCCAAAUGCCCCAGAACCGACAAGCACACCACUGACCAACAUACUACUGCCAAGUGCCCACUGUGCCAGGACACACUGGUACACACACACCUGAGACGUCACCUCACACUCAUUCAUAGUGUGGCCCAGGACUGUGUGGAGAAGCUCAUGAGCACUGUGGCAGUGGAUCUGCCAGAGAUUCUACAGAAAGAGACACUGCAGAGGGAUUCCCAUUCAAGCGACUCCAACACAAACGAAUAUCAAACAAACGAUUCCAGCACAAUCGACUUUUACGCAAAGGAGUCCCUCAGAAAUGAGUCUCAAUCAAACGACUGCCAUAUAAAUGAAGAAGAAGUGAUACCAGCCAAAGAUGUCCCUGCUCUGCCCACCCGUCCUUGUGAGGAUCAGCAUCUAGCAGAGGACAACACCUCUCACCUCCCAGAGUCCCCCAGCCCCCCCCCCUCCCUCCCCACUCCUCCCUCUCCCUCCCUCAGCCACCUCCCUUCAUCCGCCUUACCUCCCUCUCCUCCCAGCGAUGCCCCUCCCUCCUCUGAUCGUCAUUGUUACAGGUUCCGCUGUGGCAGGUGCAGUCUAGCAUUCCGGACACAGGAGAAGCUGAAACUGCACUGGCAGUACCAUGCCAUGAGGGCGGCGACAGAGUGCCACCUCUGCCCCAGACGCUGCCGCAGCCAAGAGGCCCUGCAGAGACACCUGCUCAACACACACCUACAGGACCUACACCUACAGGGUACACACCCUGACCAGAUUGGAGCACACAUCCAACGACCAACCAGCCUGGAGGGGGAGGAAGAGGAGGGGGAGAGUAUGAGUGAAGAAGAUGAGGAGGAGGGAAAUGAAGGAGAGGAGGAUGAAAAGGAUGACCCAGAUGAGGAGGAGAGGCCCAGUCCAGGGGUUAGUAAUAGUGACAAGGGUUCAGGGCAGCAGGAGGAGGAGGCAGGGUCAGAACCCAGCCCCCUCAUCAAGGGCUCGAACCCGACUCUGGAGCGGUUCCUGGACCCGGCUCGGCCCUACAAGUGUUCAGUCUGCUGUGAGUCCUUCACUCAGAGAACCAUCCUGCUGGUCCACUAUAACUCUGUGUCCCACCUCCACCGAGCCAAAGCCAGACGGGCCCUGCAUGACUCCAGCCCCAGUCAUGCUGACACCCCCCAGGGCCUGGAACCAAGCCCCUACCGGUGCAGCCUGGCCCCUGACCCCAGGCCCUACCGCUGCAGAAUGUGUGGGGUGGCCUACAGCCAGAGCUCCACCCUGGACAUCCACCUCCGUUCUGUACUGCACCAGACACGAGCCCGUGCAGCUCGGACCCAGCUACCACUGAACCCCCACACCCACCAAACUCCAGCCUCAACCCAGGCUCCCCACACCCCAGGCCCAUCCUUGGUCCAAACUCAGACCCCUGCCUCCAGCCCUUCGCCUGGAGGAGGAGAGGCAUCUACCAGGGGAAACCCCCCAGCAGACACCAGACCAGCCCCUGCCCCCCCAAGUCCCUGUUCCUCCCUGAGUGAAGCCCAGCUGAGUGUGGGUGUCUCUGGGCAGGUUAAGGGUCAACAGGCUAAGAGGAGGAGAGUAGAGGACCUGACCACUUCCGCAGGACAGCAGGACCUGAUGUUACUCCAACAGCAAUUAGCCCAGGCCCAGAUACUACAGCAGCAACAGGAGUUAACCCAAGCCCAGAUACAGCAACACACAGCCCUCCUCCAGCCCCAGCUCUUUAGUCCAACACUGCUCCCACACCUCCCCUUACUGCAACAGAACCUCCUAAAGCAGCACCUCCCUUCAGCAGCAGAGAUUCUCCAACACGGGAACCUCUUCCCUCCUCUCCCCUUAUCCCCAGACAGCCUAUUCUCUCUACAGCAGCAGCUGCUCCUGUCCUUCUACCUUUCUGGAGGGUUGCAUCUCAACCCCAACACAACCCUUAUGAACCAGACCACCUCAGCUGUCUCCCCUCAGACCACCUCGGCUGUCUCCCCUCAGACCACCUCAGCUGUCUCCCCUCAGACCACCUCAGCUGUCUCCCCUCAGACCACCUCAGCUGUCUCCCCUCAGACCACCUCGGCUGUCUCCCCUCAGACCACCUCGGCUGUCUCCCCUCAGACCACCUCGGCUGUCUCCCCUCAGACCACCUCGGCUGUCUCCCCUCAGACCACCUCAGCUAUCUCCCCUCAGACCACCUCAGCUAUCUCCCCUCAGACCACCUCAGCUGUCUCCCCUCAGACCACCUCAGCUGUCUCCCCUCAGACCACCUCGGCUGUCUCCCCUCAGACCACCUCAGCUGUCUCCCCUCAGACCACCUCAGCUAUCUCCCCUCAGACCACCUCAGCUAUCUCCCCUCAGACCACCUCGGACCAACACCCCCAGAUAGAGAGGCUUGAACCUCCCUCUCCACAGCCAGAGACGAAUGGAAUCCAGUUUCCAGCCCAUGCCCCGAAAUGUGAAACCCAGGCUGAGACCGCUGGCAGUGACUCCCCCCUCCACCAGACAGAGAAAGAGUUCAACCCAUCCUCCCCUCCUGAGGGAGAUGGAGAGAAGAAUGGAGAGAUGCAGGAGAGUGAGAAGAAGGAGAGAGCAGAGAAGGCCCUCAGAGUUCUGUUGGAAAGAUACGGCUGGGAGCUGGCCCUACAAAGCACUCAGAGCAGACAGAGACAGCAGAACAGAGAGAUGGAGGGAUGCCUGGAGGAGGAGAAGCAAUGUGGAGAAUGUGGGAAGCUGUUCUCUGACUCUCUGAUCCUGAAGAGCCACCAGGAGUUUGUUCACCGCCAGAUGAUCCCUCCUGUAGUGUUGGAGAUGUUCUCCAGACAGUACAGGCUGCAGUACGACCGCCUUUACCCCCUCAGACCCUUCACACCGGGGGACACUGAGACUACUGUUGUUGCACCCCCAACCCCAGCUUCAGCACCUGCACUUGCACCUUUACCCCCAGCACCAGCCUCAGAUUCAACCCUCGACCAAGCCCAAUCACUCGCCGUCUCCCAAACCUCAGUCCCAGCCCUUACCCCAGCUGCAACCCUAACAACCAUAGACACAGACCCAGCUGUUCCCACACCACCAGCAUCCGUAUCUGUAACCCUGUCCCCAGACCAAGCCCCAGUUAAUUCCCUCUUCCCAGUUCAUGCCAGAGCCUCACCAACACCCUCUCCUCCUCCACCCCCCCGCCAACCACAACCACUUUCAGAGCAGGACAGUACCACAACGACAAACACCCCUUGCCCUGACCCCUCUCAAACUAUCAUAUACAAGCCCAAACUCUCCAUACCCCCUCUCCCCUUACCCCAACUCCCCCUGCCCCGUCUUCCUUUAUCCAACCUCUCCUCUCUUCCCUUCCCCAUAGACCCCUCUCUCCUCCCCCUUGGUCUAAUGCAGCCCAUAGCCCUCCAGUCAAUGCUUCAGUACCAGUCCCUGUUAUCGUCCUGCCACCAACCACCCUUAUCCCUAUACACCAACACCCACUCUUCUUCUUUCCCAGCUCUACCCCCAUACACUACCACCCACUCUGCUUCUAGCCCAGCUCUACCCCAUACACUACCACCCACUCUGCUCCUAGCCCAGCUCUGCCCCCAUACACUACCACCCACUCUGCUCCUAGCCCAGCCCUGCCCCCAUACACUACCACCCACUCUGCUCCUUGCCCAGCUCUACCCCGAUACACUACCACCCACUCUGCUCCUAGCCCAGCCCUGCCCCUACACUACCACCCACUCUGCUCCUAGCCCAGCUCUACCCCGAUACACUACCACCCACUCUGCUCCUAGCCCAGCCCUGCCCCCAUACACUACCACCCACUCUGCUCCUAGCCCAGCCCUGCCCCCAUACACUACCACCCACUCUGCUCCUAGCCCAGCCCUGCCCCCAUACACUACCACCCACUCUGCUCCUAGCCCAGCCCUGCCCCCAUACACUACCACCCACUCUGCUCCUAGCCCAGCCCUGCCCCCAUACACCACCACCCACUCUGCUCCUAGCCCAGCCCUGCCCCCAUACACUACCACCCACUCUGCUCCUAGCCCAGCCCUGACCCCAUACACCACCACCCACUCUGCUCCUAGCCCAGCCCUGCCCUCUCUGGAGCGUAGGCUGGAGGAAGGGACAGAGGUUAGGCCUAUGAGUGAUGUGAUGGCCGGUGAUGGAGAGGAAGGGGGAGAGAGGGAGGGAGAGGGGGAUGAGCAGAGGAGGGAUAGGCGCCAGAGGACCACCAUCAGUGCAGAGCAGCUAGAGGUUCUAUACCAGCGCUACAGUCUGAACUCCAACCCAACCCGCUCUGCACUGGAGGGCAUCACCAGGGACACAGGGCUGAAGAAACGUGUGGUGCAGGUAUGGUUCCAGAACACCAGGGCUCGUCAGAGGAAGGGCCAGCUCCAGACCCUGGGGAGAGGAGGUUUAGGUGUGGGUCUGGGGGGUGACAACCACAGGCGCUGUCCGUUCUGUAGGGCUUUGUUCAAGGCUCAAAGUGCCCUGGACGCCCAUGUUAGGGCCCGCCACUGGUCCCAAACUGACAGACCUGCCUAUGGCCUGUCUCAUCAGAUAGGUUCCGCUGAUGACUUCAGUUUUUCUCACAACCAUGGAUCCUACAGAGACAGGGAGGGUCCCCCACUCUCCCUCCAGCAUUCUCCCUCUCUCUCCCACCAUCCUUCUCUCCCUACCUCCCUCCAUCCCUCCCCGAACCCCUUUCAUCCCUCUCCAAGCCCCGGAGUCAUCCCCACUGAGAGAAAAUACAUUUCUGGGAAAACAGAUUUGACCUUUGACCUGAACGAACCCGACAUGGAAGAGGAGGAAGAGGAAGAAGGUCUGUCAAUAAAAAUAUUCCCUUCGUCUGACCAGGCUCAUGAGGGUAACCAUAGCGAUCUGUUGUCUCUGGGAUACAAAUAUGGGAUGGCAAGCUUCAACGUUCAAGACUGUGACCAGAAUUCCAGUCCAAGUCUGUCUGAGAGUGUGGAUAGGCAUGGACCGAGACAGCAGCAGCAGAGGCAGCGUACACAGAUGACCCCCCAGCAGGUGGCCAAGCUCAGAGCCUGUUACAGGGAGCACCCCACCCCCAGCCCCCUGCAGUGUGAGGGCCUGGGACGGCAGCUGGGGCUCCCACGCAGGGUGGUGCAGGUGUGGUUUCAGAAUGGCCGGGCCAAGGAGAAGAGGGCAAGGAGCCUCAGAGUUGACCCCACCACAGGAUAGAGGGAAAGGCAGCAGAGGACAGGGGAGAGAACGCACACAGCCAUGAACUAAGUGCAUGUCACUCACAACAAUAAACCAACCAGAUGCCAUAGAAGCCAAAGAGCAUUCUACCAGUGUACCUCACCCCUUACUCAGCCCCAAAACAUCACAGGGCAGACCUCCUCUAGAGCUUUAAGACACCACUCCUCUGUUCCUCUGUCUUACCUUUCCCCUCCUCUCCUGUCCUCCAACCGAUACCUCAGGAGUUAACCCCUCCAUGCCAACAGAUGUCCCUGUUCUGACAAUAGAAUCUGGAGAACCAGGACACAGUAUGUGCCCCUCCCACUUCUGUUGAAAGACUUUACAAGUGCAAGUAUCAAACUGUUAGACGUUUUAGUGUAUAGAACAUUCUUUCAAAGUAUAAGAAAACUGAAAGAAACACAAGCAGCUACGGAAAACAAAAAUGUAAAAUAUUCUUUACAAAGAGCAUCUGCAAAGACUGGCUUGGAUUCCAAAGCUCGUAACCAAAACCUUACAUGUCCGUGGAUUGUGUUGUCAACAUGGUGGUUUUAAUUUCCAAACCACAGUACAAACCAUACAGUGAAGAGUAGAACUGAGACUGGUGCGUAUCAAUAGACUGACUGGUCUACGUGGUGCUGAAGCAGACCUCAACCUUCUCAAGCCAAUGAUGACUCUACUGCACAUGUACUGAACGCUCCUUAUGUGGAUAAUAGGCCAAAUAGCACUGAGCUAAGUCCACUUUGUCCUUUGUGAGAGGUCAUAUAAGAAGCUAUUUUGAUAACGUUCGACCAAUAUAUGUCACAACUUUAACCAAACACCACACAACAUUGUCUGUGUUUAGUAAAUGUUAAUGAAUAUGAAUAUUAUGGAUUAACGGUUGUUAUUAUGCUUCGAUAAGACAAGUGUAAUUUUGUGGUGUAUGAGAACAUAAUGUAGGCGUUAUGAUGUGGAGUUGCCUUUUCUUAUUGAAGUAAAUACCAAUAUGUUGUGUAAUAUAAUUCCAUGUCUACUAUACUCAGGCCAACUGAACUGUUUUUUUUUAUUUGGUCGUAGUAAUGUACUAGUUUCUCUUCUGUUCCUAAUGCCAGACACAAAGUCUGUUUUGAAACCUUAUGAUGUAAAUAUUGACUGUUGAUAUGAAGUUCCUAUAAUGGUAGUUCAAAAGAAACCUCUCUGGAUUUGAGAGAUCUGAGCUUUCUGAGCGAUAAUUGAUAGUUCCAUUAUUCCAUUAUUACAAUGUUAAAUGGUGUGAGGGGUAAAUUAAUGUACAGUAUGUAGCUUUUCUAUGGUCGACUCAGUCUCCCCUGAGACUGCCUCUGUUCUGACGAACCAUACUCACUGAGAGUUACUGACGUUAUACUGAUGACAACUUCUAUGUUGUGUUAUACUGAUGAAAACUUUAGAUGUUGUGUGCACUUAACUCUCACACACUCUAACCACUUUUCUCUCGCUCUCUUUCUCAUCUCUCCUCUUUUUGAUCUCUAAAUGUAAUAAUAUUACUGUAGUAACAGUAAUAACUAUGAUAAUAUCGAAUGCUUUAAAACACAACCCAAAGACAAUAACACUGUAACCAUCGAUGCAUAAAUCCCACAAAAAACAACUUCAAAAGUUGACUUGAUAAUGUAACAUUGAUUGUUGGGAAGAAAGAGUGACUGUAUCAGAACUGCUGUAUCUGUCUUCACCAGGCCACUGGUGAGUGUAUACUGUAACCACCAGAUAAACCAAAACCUGUUAUUAUACUAGGAUGGAGGAGCACUUCUCAAAGCCCCCCCCCCAGCUACUAGUGCACUCAGUAGGCGUGUACUCAGUAGGGAACCAAACCCCAGCCCCUAGUGUACCAUACUCAGUAGGGAACUACUUCAGAGCCAUUGCAGUGUGUAGAGUGGUUGAAAUGUUUUCCUCCUCAAUGUCAAUGUCUUUUUAACCAGAUGGAAGAAUCCAUCUCAGUCUUUGAGGAUGUCCAGUUGGCUGCUAACGUAUUUUUAAAAUACUUGAAUAACAACAAACUGUUAUAACACACAUGACGCUGUUCAUAACCUGACCUUUUAUUCUGAUGUUAACAAAGAGAUACUUGGGGCGGCAGUAUUUACUCAGUAAUGUAUUACUAUGUGGACAGUGGUUUCUGAACAAAGAUACAAAGAAGUUACAAUGACACUAUAAAGAUAAGAUACUUCUAUACUUAAGAUCCUGCAUAGCUAUUCUAUGGCAGGUUGGAUUGUAUCUAGCCCAAACCUUCCACAGGUCUGUGUACCAGUAUGUUUCUGAUCUUGUGUCGCUGGCUUGUUUAGCCAUGUUUGUUUCUGCUUUAGGCCAACAAUGUAGCCUUGUAGCCAUGCUUGUCUCUGCUAUAGGCCAGGCAACAAUGUAGCCAUGUAGCUAUGUAGCCAUGCUUGUCUCUGCUAUAGGCCAGGCAACAAUGUAGCCAUGCUUGUCUCUGCUAUAGGCCAGGCAACAAUGUAGCCAUGUAGCUAUGUAGCCAUGCUUGUCUCUGCUAUAGGCCAGGCAACAAUGUAGCCAUGUAGCUAUGUAGCCAUGCUUGUCUCUGCUAUAGGCCAGGCAACAAUGUAGCCAUGUAGUGACAUAGACACGUAUCCCAUGUACCUGGGUAGUCAUGUAGCCACACAGAUUGUAGCCAUGCAGUGAUACUGAACACAGAAACAGUCUGUCAUCCAGGCUAACCUUCCAAAGGAUUCUAACUCUGUUUACCCAUAGCUCUAUAUCUGACCAAUGUUUACCACAAUACCAAUGAUCUUUCUUCUGUACUGAAAUUCCAAAUACUGUACCACUUGGCAGUUGUUAUGUACAUAUUGUUGUUCUAUUCCUUUUGCUUAUUUUCUGAAUAACUGUAAGAUGUAAAUAUUGUGUCGUUCCUGGAAGCUGUUGCCGUAGUGAUAACCAAAAGAUACCUGUGUUGUGCACCUGUCCCAGUCUCUUGCUCCAGUGGUUAACUUUGUUCCUUCUCCCCAGUUUUCGAAUGGAUGUGUGUUUUCUCCCCCUCCCCUUUCCAUAGCCACUGAGGUAAAUAAAGUCUGGUUUGGUGGA